AGAAUGAAAGGAGCUCACUCUGCUUUUCCUGGCAGCCCGGUGCGGGAGCUAAUGCUGAACACUCAGCGGUGGAAUCCUGACUGCAUGUUUAAUGAGAAACAUAAUGUAUUUUGGAGGUACAUGCCAGAGCCCUGCUCUUCCAGCCCUGGUACGUCCUCCAGCCCCACCUUUGCAGCCAUCACUGGAUAUCAAACCUUUUCUUCCAUUUCCUCUGGAUACUGCAGCAGCUGUAAAUCUCUUCCCCAACUUCAAUGCAAUGGACCCAAUUCAAAAAGCAGUAAUAAAUCAUACGUUUGGGGUUCCUCUUCCUCACAGAAGAAAGCAAAUAAUAUCGUGCAACAUUUGUCAGUUAAGGUUUAACUCAGAUAGCCAGGCUGCGGCCCACUACAAAGGCACUAAACAUGCCAAGAAGCUCAAAGCACUGGAAGCCAUGAAAAAUAAGCAGAAAUCUGUAACUACCAAGGACUCCGCAAAGACUACCUUCACUUCCAUCACUACCAAUACCAUCAAUACCAGCUCUGACAAAACAGCAAACAAUACAACAGGGACACCAGCAAUAUCAACAACUACAACAGUCGAAAUUCGGAAAAGCAACAUCAUGACAACUGAAAUCACCUCUAAAGUUGAAAAGCUCCCCACAACAGCCGCUAGCACCAACACAUGUUCUUUGGGAGAGACAGAGGAAGAAAAGGCCAAGCGACUCCUUUACUGUUCACUAUGCAAGGUUGCUGUCAACUCCGCCUCACAGUUGGAGGCUCACAACAGUGGCACGAAGCACAAAACUAUGUUGGAAGCACGAAAUGGAAGUGGAACCAUCAAAGCCUUUCCCCGAGCAGGUGUCAAAGGCAAAGGACCCAUUAAUAAAGGAAACACGGGACUUCAGAACAAAACAUUUCACUGUGAAAUUUGUGAUGUGCAUGUAAAUUCUGAGACACAACUUAAACAGCACAUAAGCAGUAGAAGGCACAAAGACAGAGCUGCUGGGAAGCCCCCGAAACCCAAAUACAGCCCCUACAACAAACUCCAGAAGGGAACACACCCUCUUGGGGUAAAAUUAGUGUUUUCAAAGGAACCUACAAAACCAAUGGCUGCACGCAUCCUACCAAAUCCUCUCGCAGCUGCCGCAGCAGCUGCUGCUGUGGCCGUCAAUUCCCCUUUCAGUCUUCGAACAGCCCCACCAGCUACCCUCUUUCAGACUUCCACCCUUCCUCCAGCACUUCUCCGACCGGCCCCAGGACCUAUACGGACCACUCAUACGCCCGUGCUCUUUGCUCCUUACUGAACUCAA
Molecule: messenger RNA, 1288 nt
Organism: Eublepharis macularius
Lineage: Eukaryota; Metazoa; Chordata; Lepidosauria; Squamata; Eublepharidae
Gene: ZNF385D
Product: zinc finger protein 385D
Exons: 8
Coding region: 92-1282 (396 amino acids)
Cellular component (GO): nucleus
Molecular function (GO): zinc ion binding; nucleic acid binding
Source: RefSeq, a predicted model, not a curated record